AUGCACAAAGACCAUGCGAGCUUCGCAAAAGCGGUUUACAAUCAGGGGGAGGAAUCAUCCACAUAUCAGACUUUCCGGGCUGUGUUGGACACGCUGCGCGAGAUCGAAACGGAGUUCUUCCUACUCGAGAAUGUGGACAUGACGUCCGCCGAUGACUACAACGGAGCUGGCGACUGCAAUUUCGAAAAUGUGAUGCUAAGCUUGCGCCAACAAGGCUUCGCAGUCAAGGCUUAUCGAAUACAGAGCUCCGAUUACGGCGUUCCGCAAAGGAGGGUCAGAUUGUUUUUCGUAGGUUUCAACAAAAAGCUGCACCCGAAUCCCAAAUUCGACAACAUUGCAAAGAGGCUACAAGGUAUGAAACUGAAAUGUCAGCCGCCAGCCGACUUUUUGUUGCCCGCCGACAGCUGUGUGGUGACAGGCGAGAUUACUCGCCGGGAGUUUGCGAUCUUGAAAGCGGAGGUCCGCGCAGAGAACCGCAAGGCGAAGAAGGAUACAAAGGACAAGGACAAAGAUAAGGACGAAGAUGAUGGUAUCGAGAAGGAGUUCAGCAAGUGGAAGGGCGUUCACAUGGAAUUGGCUGAGAAACGCCUCCUGGUUUGA
Molecule: messenger RNA, 600 nt
Organism: Symbiodinium sp. CCMP2592
Lineage: Eukaryota; Dinophyceae; Suessiales; Symbiodiniaceae
Source: the annotation of a GenBank genome assembly